Vollenhovia emeryi is the source of this 1263-nucleotide messenger RNA. RefSeq lists its product as uncharacterized. The transcript is spliced from 2 exons. The coding region runs from base 327 to 821 and encodes 164 amino acids. Lineage: Eukaryota; Metazoa; Arthropoda; Insecta; Hymenoptera; Formicidae. The record is from RefSeq and is a predicted model, not a curated record.
AGCGGUUCAAAUAUGAUCGAGACAAACGCUCUGACACAUUUAUUUAUUAUCGAAAAUAUUUACAAAAAUUUACAGUUUUUCUAGGUAAUUCCCCUCACUAGUUACACAUUUUUGCCACCUCUCCGGAAGCUUUUUGAUGCCGGUAUCGAAGAAUUCCUUGGGCAACUCGGACAGCCAUGUGCGCACGAACUCCUCUACCUCGUCGUCGGUGUUGAAUCUUUGACCUCCGAGGGCUUCUUUCAGUGGUCCAAACAUGUGGUAGUCGCAGGGUGAUAAAUCCGGACUAUAGGGGGGGUAUUCUAGUACCUCCCACCCCAAUUCUGAUAAUGUACUACGAGCGUGAGACGCGCGGUAUGAGGGCACGCGUUAUCCUGGAGAAGAAUCGCACUUCGCGCUGGAAUGCUCCUUCGUUGAAGGUGUUCGUGGAUGAUAGACUCUACACUACCAAUACUAAUGCCGAGUUCAGCCGAAAUGUUUCGAACAUUCAUCCUACGGUCCUCCAAAAUGAGUUGUUCUACGCGGCGAAUGUUGUCUGGUGUGAUGCUGGUUCGCAGUCGACGAUCAUGCGGCUCAUUCUCGAUGGUUUCGCGGCCAUCUUUGAACGCUUUGGCCCAUUUAAAAACAGCAGACCUACUCAGGCACUCACUACCGAACUGAUUUCGCAAACGCCGAAGAAUUUCCGUGUUUUUAACGCCUUCCCACACCAAAAAACGAAUAACAAUACGUUGCGCAACGGCGGUCGGCACUUGACGUUCACUCAUGGUCGUAUCACGCGCGUGAAACGUGCGUUCGCGACGAAAACUAUGCCACACUGUUCGUAAGGGACCCAGCUAUCACAUACUCAAGUCGCGACCUUCAAAACAUACAGGCGUACCAUCUACAGCGUUUGUCUCGAUCAUAUUUGAACCGCCCUCGUACAUAUUUUCCUAGUACCAUCAGAAUAGAUGUUUCUGGGAUUUAUGUACACCAGUACCGUCAGAAGAGACGCAUCUGGUUUUUGUUUCUAACUACUAUUUUACAUGCUAUCAGCAAAAGAAUGAUACAUACAAAUAUCUGUAGAAUGAUACAUACAAGUAUUUCGUGAGCAGAAGCUAAAAUUUCUGACAUGAUGGGCUGUGUUCCGAAACUUAGCAUAAACGGUCGAACAACCUUUCUGACCACGACCGUACGUAAAACACCUUUGCGAUUUAUAAGUUCUGCGAUCAUCAUUGUCAGCUAAUAUUUUUCUAUGUAAUAAAGGUAUACUACCUUAGACUGUAUGUU